UCCCAGUGCGAAAUCUAUGAUGUAGCUUGGUCGCCAUGUGGAGACUUCCUGCUUACUGGGGACACGGCCAAGACUGCUCGUAUCUGGAAUGUGACCGAUGGCCUAUGCAUCAAGCAAAUAACAGAACAUUUGAAUUUUGUACAAGGCGUGGCGUGGGAUCCUCUAGGCAAAUUUAUAGCGACGCAAAGCAGUGAUCGGCAGUCAUCUGUAGUCUCUAGUCAAACUAUGUCACCUUCGUCGUUACACCCCAUGCGGUCACCUUCACCGGUACCACCUUUACCUGCAAUUCACAUCCACGAAGACCACCGGCCAAGCACUGUCAUGUUGUAUGGAGACGAAGGGGCUAGCGCGUUUUUUCGUCGGUUGAGCUGGAGUCUGGACGGUUCGAUGCUAGUCACACCUGCGGGUAGAUGGGACUAUCAACCGAACUCGGGAGAUAAGCACAAGGCCAACGGAGAACCCAGUCACACUGUUUACAUUUACGGCCGUGGUAGUAUUGCUUCUAGCGCGAACAACGGUUUCGGUGAUUAUACUCCCGUUGCUAGAUUACCAGGACAUAAAACUAGCAGUUUGGCCAUUCGAUUCUCACCUGUUAAUGUCGAACAGCGAGAGACGGUAUUUGACUUACCUUACCGAAUGGUAUAUGCGGUUGCUACGCACGAUACUGUGUUUGUCUAUGAUACUCAACAAUCGAGCCCUAUUUGUAUGUUUGGAAACCUGCAUUUUUCCAGUUUCACGGAUCUCGCAUGGUCUUCGGAUGGCGAAACCUUGAUCCUAAGCUCUAGUGAUGGCUACUGUUCAUUAGUAGCAUUUGAUCAAAAUGAACUGGGUACACCGCUUUCCAAAGAGGCUUGCAGUCGAAUUACAGGAUAUCGUGAUCAUAUCCAAGACGAUCGUGAUCAAGAGUUAGCAAACAAAAUAUCUAGCCAAGCGGACAGUACCAAGAACGAUCCAACGCCUUCAGUGAUCUCCAGAAGAACAUCUGUUUCCAAUGAAGUACCAUCAAUGGUCAAAGUCGGUCGACCUGCACCAGAAGAUGCCUCUGAAGGGAAUCCACCAAAGAAGAAGCGAGUAGCUUUGACAUACGAAGGCCCUGUACGAUCAUAA
Molecule: messenger RNA, 1107 nt
Organism: Melampsora larici-populina 98AG31
Lineage: Eukaryota; Fungi; Basidiomycota; Pucciniomycetes; Pucciniales; Melampsoraceae
Exons: 6
Biological process (GO): DNA replication-dependent chromatin assembly; nucleosome assembly
Cellular component (GO): CAF-1 complex; nucleus
Molecular function (GO): protein binding
Source: RefSeq, a predicted model, not a curated record